AUGGGUACUCCGUCAGCCCAUGCUAUGCCCGAGCACUGGACGGAACUCAACGUUGCUAGGCGUCAAAAGAAGCUUUGUGCCGAUGCAGUGGGUGCCAUCAAGGCAGAAUGCAAGGCAGAAUGCGGCAAAGAAAACUUCACCGAAUGCCAGAAAUGUUACGGCAAGCUGAUGGACACAGUACGGGCUAGAUACGGCGAGAGUGAGGACAGAGAAUGGUUUGCACAGAGAAGGGCGUUUUUGCACGAACUCGACGGCCUAUUUCAGGAUGCCAAAGAGCGAAAGCGGAGCCUCAAGUCUAUUGAAGCCAGGAUAGAAUCCGAAAAGGAGGCUUGGUACCGCUGGGUUCUGAGGAGAUACCCGGAAUUUAUCGCCGUAUCUGAUCGUGGAUUCAACCAGGAAGAGCUACGCGGCAUGCUGGAUGAUCCGGAUAGAUCGCGAGAGGAGCUGGUAAAGACAAUGCUAGAGGGCAUUGGGAAGCCCUCUGACUGGCCUGAUGGCGUUGACAACUUUGCGGAAAAGGUGGGCGCUGUUAAAGAUGACGCUGCUGAAUUGAAGAAGCUAUAUAUUGCCGAGUUCUUUAUCAACCAGUCAACAGGCGAAGCCUUUACAAACGCGCAGAAAUAUCUUGAUGAGUAUAGAAACAGCGAGGGCAUGACGCUCGAGGACAUUAUCGACAAAAUCGUCAUGGACUUUCAACAGAGCAGAAACGCACAGCCGCAGCGCGAGAGCCACCAACGGCGCCUGGAUGAGCUUCGAAGAGCCAAAACAGCAUUUGAGCAGAACAAGAUGCAGACUAAGAGUCUGCGGGGAGCUCAGACUGAAAAUGCUGGUUCCGAGUUGUACGACCUACCGCCCUGUUUAGUUUGUGGGAACAGACUUGACACCAAUGACGUUCUGUCAUGUACUCUUUGCCAGGCACUUGUCCAGAUUGGCGGAGACGCAGGGCUGACAGUUUACUGCUCAGAGAAAUGCUACUCCAAGGGCCAUGAUAAGCACGUUGAGUCUCGGCAUGACUGCGACGCUGGCGAUAAGUGUGUACAACUUACUGACGAAGAUGUCGAAAUGGGGGAUGCGAUAUCAAAGGCGGUUCUCUGCACGGCGUGUCUGGACUCGAAGCAGGCUACGGUGUAUUGUUCUGAGCGGUGCGCCGUCGUGAACAUCGCGGCUCAUAGACAAGGCAAACACGGAGUGAAAACUGUGAGGGAAGAAGCGUCGAGUCUGACUAGUCCGUUGCAAACGUUUGUGGACUCUACGCUGGAGACCAAAAAUCCCGGUUUGAAAAUGACCCAACUGGAUUGA
Molecule: messenger RNA, 1299 nt
Organism: Metarhizium brunneum ARSEF 3297
Lineage: Eukaryota; Fungi; Ascomycota; Sordariomycetes; Hypocreales; Clavicipitaceae
Source: RefSeq, a predicted model, not a curated record